AAUUGAUAUUUGGCGUCUCACCACUGUAGAUGUGUCAUUAAAUUAUAUUAUUUAUUGAUUUAGAAAAAAAUACAUUAAAAUUGUGGUGUAUUUUAUGUAAAUAUUGUAACGAUGUUGAAACUAACUUGGAUUGUGUUGUUAUUCCAUCUUUACUUCUUAAACUGUCUCGUCUUACCCUCACAUGCAGCAUGCCGCGUGGACUCACUGGAUGGUUUAUGUAAACCAAUAAAAUCCUGUAGAUAUGCAAUGAAAUUAUUAAUGAAUAAUGACGCAGUAAAAUUAGCUACUAUGUUUUGUGGUCAUCAUAAUGACACUGUAAAGGUAUGCUGUCCUAUAUUGAACGACGAGAGAAAAUUAACAAAGCAUCGAUUGUCCAAAAGAGGGAUAUUAGACAAUUUACAAGAUAAUAGGAUACAUUUCUUUGAGGAUACAGGAAGAUCCAUAAUUCAAGAAGAGCCGUCAACAGAAAGAGACUUAGGAGCAAACGCAUCACAAGAUAACAGGAUACAUUUCCUUGAGGAAAAUUCAUUGACUACAAGACCAGAAGUUCAUCAGUCAGACAAACAGAGAAUGUCCUCUAUUACACAAAGAGCCAUAAAGAAUGAAGUAUUGCCUAAUCUUGAUGAAUGUGGAAAACAAAUAACUGAUAAUCUGGAAAGCAGAAUUGUAAAUGGAGAUAUUUCUGAAAUAGGCGAGUUUCCAUGGAUUGUGCGGCUCAAACUGAAACGAGCCACAAGUGCUUCAGUACGAUACGCCUGUGCAGGCACCCUCAUAACGGACCGCCAUGUGUUGACAGCGGCGCAUUGCCUCGUGGAUGGCAUUCAAUUAGUAUCCGUGCGUUUAGGGGAAUGGGAUGCUUCAAUGAAAAAAGAUUGCUACCUGGACACAUGUUCAGACACGCCUAUUGUCCGUAGAUUUGAUAAUAUUAUGAUAUACCCUGAUUUUAACAAUGAAACCCGAUAUCUUGGAGCAGACAUUGCAAUAAUACGAUUAGACCAACCAGUCACCUUUACUAAUUACGUCAGACCUGUCUGCCUUCCUACAGACCCGUAUGUCGCGAACAAAGAAUUCAAAAAAGAACUAGAAUUUAAGACAGCUGGAUGGGGACUUACAGAAAACGGGGUUCCUUCCCAAAUAAAAAGAAAGACUACUUUGGGGUUCGUUCCAAAGCGCGUGUGUCGUAAUAUAAUCUCAAAAUAUUACAAAAGACAAUCGUCUGUAGAUUUUUGGAUCUGCGCUGGUGGGAAAAAUGGAACGGACACAUGUGCAGGUGAUUCCGGUGGCCCUCUCUUAGGUCGCAUUGAAAAGGACAAUAGAACUAAUUGGUACUUGUAUGGAGUGACCAGUGUUGGUGCAUCGCGAUGUGGGACAGAGAGACCUACUCUGUAUACAAGAAUCACAAAAGUAAUGGACUGGAUCCUUGAUAAUAUCCGAACAAGUUAAUAUUGUACUUUUAAUAUUUAUAAAAAUAAAUUAAUAGUAGUAGGUCAUUAUAA
This is a messenger RNA of Leptidea sinapis, 1496 nucleotides long. RefSeq names its product phenoloxidase-activating factor 3-like. The transcript is spliced from 7 exons. Gene Ontology annotation, biological process: proteolysis. Lineage: Eukaryota; Metazoa; Arthropoda; Insecta; Lepidoptera; Pieridae. The record is from RefSeq and is a predicted model, not a curated record. Gene Ontology annotation, molecular function: serine-type endopeptidase activity. Bases 112 to 1443 code for a protein of 443 amino acids.